AUGGCGAUGGACUUUUUGAUAUUCGUUGGACUCUCUUGCCGCGGCUGGAAGGAUAUUGAGAAAUGCCUAAAACCCUUUCCUUGUCGGGGCGGUGGGGAACCCGCAAUGGAAGCGACACGGGGCAUUGAACUCGCCCAAUCUGGUUUUAUAAGUCUUUUCCACAGUCUCCAGAAUGGCAGAAACGAAUUCUUAAGCGCAAGGUUCGGCGGGCGAAUGGUCAUGGUUAAAAAGGAAUUUUUAUGUGGGUCUCUGCUCUGUCACUUUGGUUGGGGUUGCUGUCGUGAGGGUCGCUGGAAAUUAUGUUAUUCUGGAUCCAAUGGCAUAUCACAGGAUUCAAAACUAUACUUGUAA
Trypanosoma theileri is the source of this 351-nucleotide messenger RNA. RefSeq lists its product as uncharacterized. The record is from RefSeq and is a predicted model, not a curated record. Bases 1 to 351 code for a protein of 116 amino acids. NCBI's taxonomy places the organism in Eukaryota, Euglenozoa, Kinetoplastea, Trypanosomatida, Trypanosomatidae. The transcript has a single exon.